AGGAGCUCACGAUUGGCUGGAGGUUGCGGGGUGCGGUCCGGCAUCGUCACGCAACCGCUAUAUCCUCCUUUUCGAAUAUUACCGCGACGAUAGCUGUUCCUCGUGACAGUGUUCAACAGACAGCAACCAUACCACCACGUUGUAAUCACAUACAGAACCGCCACGACUUCUGUUUUCCUCGUCGCGAAUAACGAUCCGUCGUUCGCGUUCUCCACAACGAUUACUUUAUCAUAUUUGAUCGUUUAACCAGUGUUCCUUAAGUUUUCUUCUUUUAAGUAAACUUGUUUAUUAAUUAAAAAAAAAAGUAAAACGAGACUCGCGCCACCAUGGCCGACGAACUUCCCCCUGAACAAAUUGCUGUACUUCGCAAAGCGUUUGACAGCUUCGACAGGGAGAAGAGUGGUAGCAUUCCCACUGAUAUGGUAGCCGACAUUCUCAGAUUGAUGGGUCAACCUUUUAACAAAAAGAUUCUAGAUGAAUUAAUCGAGGAAGUUGAUGCAGAUAAAUCCGGUCGCCUUGAGUUCGAGGAGUUCGUCACGUUGGCCGCAAAAUUCAUUGUUGAAGAAGAUGCUGAAGCCCUAGAAAAAGAACUUCGAGAAGCUUUUAGGCUCUACGACAAAGAAGGAAAUGGUUACAUCCCAACUACGUGCUUGCGCGAGAUCCUUAGAGAAUUGGAUGAUCAAUUGACAGAUGAAGAACUAGAUAUCAUGAUCGAGGAGAUCGACUCUGACGGAUCUGGCACCGUUGAUUUCGAUGAAUUUAUGGAGAUGAUGACUGGAGAAUAAAUAUCCUGACAUGUUGAUGGUUCAUUAAUAUGACUCAAAGACAAUACAAGUGCGACGGUCACGUUCUACUUUUAAACUAAUUCUCUGCGUGUCUUUUAAAGAAAAACCAAAAAAGCUGCAAUGCAAACAAGAAUGGUGUCUAAAAACGUGUGAAGAUUGUCUUCCAAUGUCAUGCGUUCUCGUCUGUUCAAGCUCAUCGAAUCUCUGGACAACUUAAAAUACAUAUGGCUUCAGUGUUACGGGAAUGGUCUUGUCUGCAUAUUUUUCUCCUAUUGCAAUAAGUGUCGUAACUUAAUUGUUUCGUACACAUAAUCGUGAAUAUUAUUAUUGUUGCAAAAGUAACGAAUCACGGGUUUCAAUACAUUUUCAUCGCGUCUACUAAGUUUUUCAUGGACAGUAUUUAUUUGUUGUUAAU
Eufriesea mexicana is the source of this 1200-nucleotide messenger RNA. RefSeq names its product troponin C type I (gene TpnCI). Gene Ontology annotation, cellular component: myosin II complex. The coding region runs from base 327 to 785 and encodes 152 amino acids. The transcript is spliced from 6 exons. Gene Ontology annotation, molecular function: calcium ion binding. NCBI's taxonomy places the organism in Eukaryota, Metazoa, Arthropoda, Insecta, Hymenoptera, Apidae. The record is from RefSeq and is a predicted model, not a curated record.